AUGCACAAAAAUGCCACGCCCGCGGAUAUCGAGGCGCACCCGAAGUUCGCUUCGCUCCAGAGCCGCUUCGCCUCGCAGGACCCGGAGUGGGAAAUACUCCAGCGGCUCGGGCCGGCGCAGGCGGACUCGCCGGCGCUGCGGCGCGCCAUCGUACGCCUAUUCUUCCUCUACACCUCCCUGACCGCGGCGCGGCUGCGCCUGCUUAUCAGCGAAUGCGGCAGCAGCAGAGAGGCGAUGGAGCGGCUGCUGCGUGAGACUGGGGUCCUACUCAAGCGGCUGAGCGGUGUGCAGACACUGCAAGGCCUUGCAGCCGGAUGCUUUCCACGGGAUGCGGAGACCGUGGAGGAUGCGCUCAGCUUCCUCGACGCGGGGGGGGGCGGCGAGCCCCCGGUGGAGGGGCCGCUGUGGCGCGCUGUGCGCGACUCCCAGCUUUGCCUCAGCGCCGCCUCGGCAGAGGAGGCGCUCGCACUCCUCCCCGCGGCGCGCUCGCUCCUCGCGGACCCGCAGCAGCACUCGGUCGAGGUGCUCGAGCACCGGAUCGCGGCACUGGAGGCAUUCUCAGUGGUGUCUCCGCGAGGCCACCUUCGCGAGGCCACGUCGGGUGGCCGGAGCCUUGCUGGCAAAGGAGCCGACCGCCUGCUGAGUGCGGCCUACUUCCCCGAUGACCCCCCCCCGCUCCAGCGCGCCAUUGUGCAGCUACACACUGUCUACAUGGGCCUUCUCCUCCUUUUCGCUGCGGCCUACUCAGACGUCACCGGCGAGGCGCCUCCGCUCUCCGAGUGGCUGGGCGACCUGCUGCCCUCGCUCUCGGAGUACGAGAGCAGCUUUGGCGUGGGCACGCCCGGGCUCGUCCCGUACAAGCGCAAGCAGUACGACGUGCCCGCCAACUGGAAGCUCCUGGUCGAGAACUACCUCGAGUACUACCACCUGCCGGCGGUCCACCCGGACUCUGCAACGAUCCCUCCCUUUCCGACGCUCCGGCCGCGCCACCAGCGCAUGGCGUACCACGUCGCCCUCUUCCCCAACACCUUCUUCUCCCUCUACCCCGACUCGCUGUUUCGGGUCAUCCUCUCACCGCACGGAGCGGGGCGCACCGUCGAGCAGGCGACGUUCCUCUCGCACCGCGCCGCCUUCGACGCGCCAGGCGGCGAGGCGGUCCUUGAGGACAUGUUUCAGUUUUGGGACCUGAUCAACACGCAGGACAUCGACAUCGUCAAGAAUGUGCACCAGGGCACGAGCACCCCCCUCUACACCGGCGGCCGCUUCUCGUUCCGGUUCGAGGAGACGCUGCACCGCUUCCAGAACAUGGUCAUCGACAAGAUGCUGGUCCACGAGCCGACGCGCUACCGCAUCCCCGACGACGACGUCGACUACCACGACCUGCUCGCAGCGCCCGACCCGCUGCUCCCUGCGGCCGCAUCCGGCUAG
This is a messenger RNA of Emiliania huxleyi CCMP1516, 1428 nucleotides long. RefSeq lists its product as hypothetical. The record is from RefSeq and is a predicted model, not a curated record. Gene Ontology annotation, molecular function: 2 iron, 2 sulfur cluster binding; iron ion binding. The transcript is spliced from 4 exons. Bases 1 to 1428 code for a protein of 475 amino acids. NCBI's taxonomy places the organism in Eukaryota, Haptophyta, Isochrysidales, Noelaerhabdaceae.